Labrus mixtus (cuckoo wrasse) is the source of this 4684-nucleotide messenger RNA. It is a transcript of the gene mllt10, whose product is annotated as MLLT10 histone lysine methyltransferase DOT1L cofactor. Gene Ontology annotation, molecular function: histone binding; nucleosome binding. The transcript has 21 exons. The coding region runs from base 222 to 3476 and encodes 1084 amino acids. The record is from RefSeq and is a predicted model, not a curated record. NCBI's taxonomy places the organism in Eukaryota, Metazoa, Chordata, Actinopteri, Labriformes, Labridae. Gene Ontology annotation, cellular component: nucleus. Gene Ontology annotation, biological process: regulation of transcription by RNA polymerase II.
UUCUCUACGACGUCCCCCCUCUUUUGCUCACCAUCGCGCCGUGAAGUAGAUGUUUUGGUGAAAAUACACGGUGUCAAAAAGGGACGAAAAUACGUUUAAAACAUGACAUUUCGACCGAGUGGAACCUAAAGCUGUGUAGCGGGGGAAAUAAGGAGGUUUUCAGCGAAUGUUUCGGGUUAUCUUUUUUGUCGUAUUCUUCCGCAUGUCCGCUUUCUUCGUAGAUGGUCUCCGGCGAGCGUUGUCUGGCGGCGGACGACGAGGUGUCGAAAAAUAAUAUGAAGGAGAUGAUCGGCGGGUGCUGUGUUUGCUCUGACGAGAGAGGCUGGGCGGAAAACCCGCUUGUGUACUGCGACGGACAUGGCUGCAAUGUCGCCGUGCAUCAAGCCUGCUAUGGCAUUGUGCAGGUGCCCACAGGUCCCUGGUUCUGCAGAAAGUGUGAGUCUCAGGAGAGAGCGGCCCGCGUGAGAUGUGAGCUGUGUCCCCACAAAGAUGGAGCUCUGAAGAGGACAGAUAACGGAGGCUGGGCCCAUGUUGUUUGCGCCCUUUACAUACCUGAGGUGGAAUUUGCCAAUGUGUCUACUAUGGAACCGAUAGUUCUCCAGUCUGUGCCUCACGAGCGCUACAACAAGACAUGCUAUAUCUGUGAGGAUCAGGGCAGAGAAAGUAAAGCAGCCACUGGGGCAUGUAUGACCUGCAACAAACAUGGCUGCCGGCAGGCCUUUCAUGUCACAUGUGCCCAGUUUGCGGGGUUAUUAUGUGAGGAACAAGGAUCAGACGCAGACAACGUCAAGUACUGUGGAUAUUGCAAAUACCACCACAGCAAAUUGCGAAGGAGCAGGGGCCGUGGUAGUAGGUCUCAAAGAUUAAGUGACUCUUCCACUCAGUGUAUGGAUAGACCCCAAGACACGGACGAUAAGAAACACAAGGAGCGUGACAGGCACAAACCGAAACACAAGAAGACCUCCAUGGACAUGUCUCCCUCCCUCGUCCUUCCCAACAUCAUGGUCCCAGAAAAGCCCUACAACAGCAGCAGCUCUGGAGGAGGAGUCCCUUCCCUGCCAGCAUCCUCACAGAAACGGCUGGACGAUGGCAGCGCCCGUUUUACCAACGCCAACUUUCAGGAAGUUUCGUCCGUUCACUCCGGCAGCAGCUCCAAAGACGGCUUAGCUGCAGAUGUCGGGAAGGUGGCAUCUGAGGUUAAGAGCAAGAAGAACAGCGGGGCGACUCAUGCCGUGGGACAGAGGGGCGGCCGCAAGUCGCUCACCUCCUCAGGGAAACCCCUACCCUCCGCUGUGGUCACCAUGGCAACUUCUUCCACAUCUGCCUCUGCUUCCACUGGGCCGUUCCACCAAGGGCUUCUGUUGACGAGUGCCAGCAAGACGGCGUCAGCCUCUUCCUCCUCAGACUUCUUAAGUUUCUCAGAUCCAUCCUUGCGUCCAGGGGGCGGGACAACCUUUUCCUCCCCGCCGUCUUUCAGCAGCUGCCUUGUUAAGCCAAGCUCAGAGGGCGGAACGUCAGAGGGAACCACAACACUUUUUGGUUCUCUUAUGUCCGCCACUACAGCAUCUGCAGUGGGCGGGAAGCUGUAUGAGAAUUCCCACAGUCACACAACGAGCGAGACGACAAGCCUCAGUGGGUCCACUGGCUACAAACGGCCCCCGCCCUCCAGCUCAGGGCCGGGGAUCGGAGGAGCCGCCGCCGGAGGAGGGGAGGACGGGGUGAAAAAGAAAAAGAAGGGCAACUGGCGAAACAGAUUUGGACCUUGCUUUGCCACUGAUGUGAAGCCUUUGGAGCCGGCUCCCUCCCUGACUCUCGCCGCCUCCUCCACUGCCAACACCUCCUCCUCCACUGCCUCCCCUGCCACCUCUACAUCCUCAACGCUCUCAGGCCGGCCAGGCUUGGUUUCCAGCAGUGGAUUAGGGCUGGGGGUGGUGGGAGGAGGAGUAGAGAGGGGGCUGGGGGUCAUGGGGGUCAGUGGUGGGAUUCAGAAGUCCCCAUCACUCCUCAGGAAUGGGAGUCUACAAAACUGCGGCUCCACAACCACUGGUCCAGGUGGUGUUUUCUCUUGUGCGGAUGCGUCGUCGUCAGGGACGGGAGCUGUCGCUGUGGGUGGAGCCACUUCUGAGUUGUCACAGCAACAGCAGCCCACACCUUCGCUGGCCCCUCCCUCUCCGUUCACUGCCACCGCGCCGCUAACCAGCACAGCCUCCCCACAUGUGAGCGGUCUGCCGGGCUCAGUCUUCAACCUUGCCCCCUCCCACAUGUUUGGAAACCGGCUCAACCCAAACUCUGCCAUGGCAGCUCUCAUCGCCCAGUCCGAGGCCUCGCCAGCAGAUCAGGAGGUGGGUGACGGCAGCAGCGGCGUCGGAGCUCAAGGCUUCUCCAUAAGAGCUUCUCCAAAGACCACCCCGCGCUCUCCCAUUGGUGGCCUGCAGAUCCGCUAUGACUCCUCGGGGUCGUUGCCGGGGCCAGGGUUGCUAGGGGCGGGGGGAGGCGGAGGAGAGGCGCUGCCCCCGGUGGCCACCAGCAUAGAGCAGCUCCUGGAGAGGCAGUGGAACGAAGGGCAGAACUUCCUGCUGCAGCAGGGAGCGCAAGGAGACGUGGUGGGUAUGUUGAAGUCGCUCCACCAGCUGCAGGAGGAGAACAGGAGGCUGGAGGAGCAGAUCAAAACUCUGACCAUGAAGAAAGAGAGACUGCAGCUCCUCAGCGCUCAGCUUUCAGUGCCUUUCACCCCAUCCACAGGCUCCUCAGAUGUGAAAGGAGCCACUGACUCAUCUUUACCUGCUGCAGCUCAGGACAGCACAUCAUGCGGCGGCCACAGCAGCAGCGGCUCCACCUCCUCUCUCUCCACCCCUCCCUCCGUCUCGCAGAGCCCGCCCCAGCCUCAGCUGAACGGCGUCCCUGCUAUGGGAACGACCCCGGCUGGCCUUGGUGGGGUUGCAGGGCUGAUGGGUGCUCUGGGUGCAGGAAGUACGCUGGGUAUGGGAAUGGUCGGGGCGUUGAACGGGGUGAUCCAGGCGCCAGGGGGCACAGCCAGCCCUCAUACACACACUACAGCAACAGGUGUCACAAUACCUGUUAGUAACAGCUCAACAACUAGUAAAAGCAGGCUCGGUCUGCUGUCAGAGCAGCAAAGACUUUUUCUGCAACAUCACCAGCUCCAGCAGCUGCUCGCCUCACAGCCUUCAGCGGAGCAGCAGCAGGUGUUGCUCUACCAGCUGAUGCAGCAGCAGCAGGACCUCCAACAGCUGCAGUCCCUGUCCUCCUCUGGCCAGAUUCCCUCCAUCCCGCUGUCCUCUGCUCAGAUGCCCAUUAACAACCUGCUGCCCAAUUCCCAGAGCCAGGGCCAAAGCGCCAUCACCGCCAACCCCUUCCUGGCUCUGCAGCACACACACGGCGACACGCACGCCCCGGGGGCACAGAAGCAGCGGCUCGCCGAGAAGGCCGUGGGUGUCGCGGGGCAGGAGAAGACAUGAUGGCAGAUGCUCUUUUGGUUGUUUUUUAUUUGUAUUUUUCGGAAACUAAAUAUGCAGAGUUUUCGAGGAUAUCGGACUGUUGGUCAACUUUGUCGUUCAGUAACAGCAGAAAACACCGACAGCAGAGAAACCUGUUUUUCUAUUCAGUCGUCUGUGCUCAUUCAUCAUCGCACAUUUUAGCGAGUGAUGCGUUCACUUGCAUUCGACCUCGCCAGGUUUAUUUUUACAACUUUUUUUCAGGUUAGAGUCUUAACACAGCAUUGUGUUAUUUUUUUUUACUAUUUAUUUCCAUCCAGUUUUCAGUUGUUGUUUUUUUAGCUUUAGUGCUGCUUCAGGUUCAGAUUUUUCACUGUUAACAUAAUGACUUUCAUUUGAUGUCACUGGUAGCAUCUUAGUGUUAGUGUUGGUAAAUAAGCACAUGGUGUGGCUGUUCUUGUCGCAACACUUAAAUUACUUUAAAUAUAGUCUUCUCUAAUCAUCAUUCAGUUUCUUCUUUGCCUUUCCACGGUCUCCUCUCUUGAACAUGUGUCUCAUCUUCCACACUCACAUCCCUCUCUGUCUGCUCUCUCUGCUGUCUCACUCUCUCUCAGGGGCCUCAGCUAUCAGCACACAAGCUAGCAAACACACAGAACUACAGACCUUAAAAGGAAAAGUAGCUGAAAUACAUAAAUAUAAAAAAAAUAUUAAAAAGAAAACUACAAUACCCAACCACAGGACUUAACAGAAGCAGAUCUAUGUUUGACAUCUGUGAAGCGGUCCCUCGGGGGAAACGUUGGUUGAGAGGCUUGUGAAAACAUCCCUCACGUUCUCGCCUCUCUUCCUGUCUUUCUUUCACUCCGCUUGUGUGGAUCCUUUAAUGUCAGUGAGCCAAGACUCGAACACGGUCACCGCAGAAGCCUUGCUUUUUGACUGUCUCUUCUCUGGGCCAGAAACAGGGGGCUCACUCAGGGAAGUGAAGUGUUAAGAAGAUAUUUUAAAAAAGAAGAAGAAAACCCGCUAGUUGAAUGUUUUGAUGGAUGUAUUUAUCCACACAGCACAAGCUCACAAAGAGAUAUUAUGCAGUUGGUUAUCAGCUGAUGGAAGUUGUCACAUUUCAUCUUCCUGAUUGAGCCCCCCGCUGCACCUACCUCUCGAGCAGGACCAGCCUAUCAGGACCUAAAAGGCCGACAGCAGCAGCCGCUAAAACACACAAACAAACAAAAACAAAG